AUGCACUCCCCGGUGUUGUCUAUGAAUGAUAUUUCCAGAGCGUUCAUCUACAGGUUCUGCGGCGUCUUCCUUACUCCUAGAAAAGACGAUGUGAUUCCUAGCCCGGAUGCGGCAAGAUGUUUUAUGAGAAACCUGUCAGCUGCUGAUCGUGAAAUCGAUGUCGACUACUACGAAUACCCGGAUGGAUUCCUAAACCUGCCGGGGAUGAAGCCACUCGUCAAAGUCACCGAGGGAAUCACUGGAAGAGCAUCAGUGUCAUCAGUCACGGUGCGCAGGGUAGCGUAUAUCUCCGUGCCUGGCAUCCAUUUGGUGAGAUGUACAUCUGGUCUUAUAGGCCUACGUGAUAAUCGGUGGAAGAAUAUCAUUUUCGCAUUCUUUACGACUGUUAUCCAAGAGUCAUACUUGAAACCUGGAUGGGAGGAGAUCGUCUAUAAGGAUGACAAGCCAAGUAACAGUGGGUUAAUCAACUUCGUCCUAAGAAAUGAUAUGUGGACUGGUUCUGAUCACUUGGUUCUCAUAGUUUUCAUUGGGUCGCCUCCAUCAGAUGAUGCCAACGAGAGAUAA
Molecule: messenger RNA, 564 nt
Organism: Coccidioides posadasii C735 delta SOWgp
Lineage: Eukaryota; Fungi; Ascomycota; Eurotiomycetes; Onygenales; Onygenaceae
Source: RefSeq, a predicted model, not a curated record